Messenger RNA from Aspergillus piperis CBS 112811, 651 nucleotides. RefSeq lists its product as uncharacterized. The record is from RefSeq and is a predicted model, not a curated record. The transcript is spliced from 6 exons. Bases 1 to 387 code for a protein of 128 amino acids. Lineage: Eukaryota; Fungi; Ascomycota; Eurotiomycetes; Eurotiales; Aspergillaceae.
AUGCGAAAGGAGGGCUUGAUAAAAUCGAGUACUGAGGACGGAACCAGGAGUAGGUUUGUUAUCGCCGCAAGGUCAAUACCCCCUGAAGCACCAAUGACCAUUGUGGAGGGAGCAGACCCGCUUCAGUCAUUACUCCUUGUCCUUACCCAGUCUUUGACCAAAUGCCUACUCAAAUCGGGGUUACUCGUUGUCUUACAAUGGCGCAAACAAGCAGGGAUAUACCCUGAAGCCUGUACCCAUGAAGCUUACAUACAGCCUGUAGACGCCGCCACUGAACUUAUAACUGCCUUAGCCCCAUGUACAUACAGCACGGGCCCAGUACAUGGGACUGCAGUACCUUUUGAGAAUUGGUUCUUAUAUAGACUAAAGACCAUCCACGUUCUAUAAUUACUGACCUGAAAGUGAGAAUAUCGCCACUAGUCAUCACCAUGAUCAUUGCUGUGGUUCAAGUGACCAUCUUUCUUGCUAAAAAACCACAUUAGCCUUGUUUCGCUUCUUUAGCCCGCUUUCCACUUAAGUGAACAGUCUUUUAUUAUCUGCUUCGCCUUGUAUCGAUGAAAAGCAUCCCCUUCACGAAUAAUAUGCGUCUUGGUUUCUACGGUGCGUUGGUAUACAUGGCUCAGAGCCUGCAAGUCAUCUCACUGUCUCAGG